AGGCUUGUGAAACUUCCUGCUUUAUGUCGUAAAUCUGCCCUCUAAAGAAAUAGAUACGGCUUUGAGAUUUACAGUGCAAUGCUGGGAUAACACACAAAGCGACUUAAGAGCGGAAACGGGCGAGUGUGGUGUUUCCCCGAAGCGUUCAGUCAAGUUGAGCAUCUCCUUACACAAGCUGUUUUUUUUUUUGUUUUUUUACUUCCCUAGGUCUAACUUUAUUUCUCCAUUCUUUAUAUCAGUACGAAUCCCGAGGAGCGAGAUCGAUUCAUUGAAUCAUGUCCCUUGUUUUGAAUCGAAUCCCUCAAGCAGGUGCUGAAAGACAGUUCCCAGGACAAUCAAGCUGUGCUGCUUUCCCAACUUCGUUUGUGAAACCACAACCCCCAUUGGAGACCAAUUUAGUCUAAUGCAUCUGCCUCCUCUUUAUAACUUAAGCUACAUCGAACAACUGGUGCAAUCACAUUUAAAAUGUACAUGAGCUGCAGCAACAUUCGUUUAAGUUGCUGUUAGUCGUCUCUGAAGCUGAGCACUCAAUACACAUUCCGCCGCUACCCAAAAUAUGCGUAUAUCAAGCCGGCAAGGGAAGGACAACAAGCACAUAACAACUACAUAACAGAAACGAUGGCCACCGGUUUGAAGGCUCUUUUUGCUUUAACUCGCCCAUUGCAUGUCACCUGGAGUAAUUCUGGCUGCUUUUUAGAGAGGACACCAACGACAUCAAACAAAUACGCCAUAACUGCAGUUUAUGGACCAACUGAAAUUAGAGCACUGCAUCAGUUAUUCGGCGCACCCCCUCGCGCAGCUCAAGGUUUCACAGUUCAUCUCACGCACUGCAGCAGGCUGCAUGGUUUAAAGCAUCUGGCUUGACCUGGUUUUAGUAUCCAGAUUGUCACCUCGAUUAAACAUACUAGUCUAUUGCGUGCAAUGUCCGACUGCCGGCGACAGUGGAAUCGGGAGGAUGAACUCCCGGUUUACUUGGCAAGGCCUAACACAACGGGUCCAAGUCAGCGACAGAAGCAUUGCGGAAUGUUCAGCUCAGUGGAGGGGGCAUUCGACAAAAAAACAAUUGAUUUGGAGUCUACCGCUGUGAGCCAGAGAGGGAGUCGUAUCCCUCGAAGUGGAAGCAGAGAGCGUGUCCUAGACGGUGACUGUGUCAGCGAGACAGCCAGCGUUGGUAGCCUCAACUCCCCGGGAAACCGAGAGGAUGGGCGCGCGGGUGUCGAGAUCACAUACUCGUCUGGAAAGGACUGCUUUUCAGGACAAGCUGACGGAAAGAGUGAUAGACUGCUCAUCAAAGGAGGGAGGAUUGUUAAUGAUGACCAGUCAUUCUAUGCUGAUGUCUAUGUGGAAGAUGGUCUCAUAAAGCAGGUGGGGGAGAAUCUGAUUGUUCCUGGUGGUGUGAAGGUGGUGGAGGCGGAUGGGCGCAUGGUGAUCCCUGGCGGCAUCGAUGUCAACACCUGCCUGCAGAAGACUCACCUGGGGGUCACCCCUGUGGAUGACUUCUACCAAGGCACUAGGGCUGCAGUGGCUGGAGGCACCACCAUGAUCAUCGAUCAUGUCAACCCGCAGCCAGGUGACAGUCUGCUUGAGGCCUUUGAGAAGUGGCAGGAGGCUGCGGACAGGAAGUCGUGCUGUGAUUACUCCCUGCACAUGGACAUUCCGCAGUGGCACGAGGGUGUGAAGGAGGAGCUGGAUCUUCUGGUGCAGGAGAAAGGGAUCAACUCUUUCCUAGUUUACAUGGCUUACAAGGACCUGUACCAGAUGUCAGACUCCCAGCUGUAUGAGGCCUUCUCCUACCUGAAAGAACUGGGAGCUGUGGUGAUGGUGCAUGCAGAGAAUGGAGACCUCAUUGCACAGGAGCAGAGUAAGAUUCUGGAUAUGGGAAUCACAGGACCCGAGGGUCACCCACUGAGUCGCCCAGAGGAGCUGGAGGCGGAGGCAGUUUACCGCGCCAUUACCCUUGGAAACCGGGUGAACUGUCCUGUCUACAUCACCAAGGUGAUGAGCAAGAGUGCUGCCGACACCAUAGCCCAGGCCAGGAAGAAAGGCUCCGUAGUGUUUGGUGAGCCAAUCACAGCCAGCUUGGCCACUGAUGGAUCACACUAUUGGAGCAAGAACUGGGCCAAGGCCGCUGCCUAUGUGACGUCUCCACCCCUCAGCCCAGACCCUACGACCCCCGACCACCUCCACUCUCUGCUCGCCUGUGGAGAUCUGCAGGUGGUGGGCAGUGCACACUGCGCCUACAGCACCUCCCAGAAGGCCAUUGGGAAAGACAACUUCACCCUCAUCCCCGAGGGGACCAAUGGAGUAGAAGAGAGGAUGGCCUUCGUCUGGGACAAAGCUGUGGCGAUGGGGAAGAUGGAUGAGAACCAGUUUGUGGCUGUCACCAGCACCAGUGCAGCCAAGAUCUUCAACCUUUACCCGCGGAAGGGCCGGAUAGCUGUAGGCUCAGAUGCUGACAUCGUCGUCUGGGACCCUGACAGGACCAGGACCAUUACUGCCAAACUGCAGCAGUCGGCUCAGGAGUAUAAUAUCUUUGAGGGGAUGGAGUGUCGUGGGGCUCCCUUUCUGGUGGUGAGCCAGGGGAAGAUUGCCUAUGAGAAGGGCAAGCUUCAUGUGCAACAGGGCACUGGUCGUUUCAUUCCCCGAAAGCCCUUCCCUGACUACAGUUACCAGCGCGUCAAAACCAGGGACAAUAUGAUGGGCAGGCAGGGUGUGUCUCGUGGAAUGUAUGAUGGCCCUGUGUACGAUGUGCCUGCCACCCCAAAGUACAUAACCCCGGCACCGUCUGCCAAGACCUCGCCAACAACCCACCAGCCCCCACCAAUCAGAAAUCUCCACCAGUCCAACUUCAGCCUAUCAGGAGCACAGUUUGAUGACAACAUCCCACGACGCUCUGGCCAUCGCAUUGUGGCGCCUCCUGGUGGCCGGUCUAACAUUACUAAUUUGGGCUGAGCUGACUGCAUGAUUGUGUGUGUGGGGUUGGGGUGGUAUGUGUGUGUGCGUGUGUGUACUCUGUGUAAGGGGUGUACAUGCAAAUCAGUGACCAUUGCUAUGAAUCAACAUUAUUCUGCUAACACUAGAUAAAAUGUCACGGCAAGAGAUUAGACAGUAGAUUAAUAAUGAGAUUUCAAAAUAAAAGACAGAAAUACACACACAUCUCAAUCACUGAAAUAUAUAAUGGAAAUAGUAAAAAAAAAAACUAAACAGAAAAAACGGGUUAGAAUGUAAUGAAUAAUGCAUCAUAUGAAAAAAUGUCCUCCCUCUGAAAAAAACUCUCAGACCUCCUGCUCGACAUGUCUGCCCUAGUAAACUCGAGUGUUGAUAUAUUAUCUGUACUAUUUAAACAAUGGUGCUCUCCUUUGUGACCAGCUAGUGAACCUAAAGUCCUCGCAAUAUACACCAUAUUAUGCUGCAGUGAUUUAUUGGGAAGGGAAUGCCUAUUUAGAUAUGAGUUGCUAUCAGGUGCACAUAACUCUUCCCAGACCUGAUUGUCAGGUACACUGUUUAUCCAUUCUGUUCUUGUGGACUGGAGGAAUUCCGCAAUGGGUUGUCUCUAUGAUAGAGGUUGGUGCUUACUUGCAUGGAUAUAUUUUUACUUGGAUGUUGAAAUUAGUUGUUAUUCACUCCUAUUGCUACUGAGGUAUUCUCUAUGUUUUAGAAAUAGACAUUGUACACGAUUUUCAAAGACUCUGUUGGUCUUUUUUCACAUGAUAUGUCAUACCUUCGCACACUGUGGUAACUGCCAGCUCUAACGCUUUAAACUGCACCGGCUCCUUUCAUAACAACCCUGAAUCAAAUCUUUGUUGUCUGUUGUCACAUUCGACACAUAUGCAAGCACACUCAGUGACAGGACAACUGCACAAGAAGAAAAAGUCGCGUAGCAUACCAUGGUUACGCAUGGUGAAUCAUAUGGGGGCGUGCGUCUUCAUCCACACUGUGGGGAAGACCUUUGCUUCUGCUGCCCUUUGUCUUGACCCUUUUUUUCUUCACUGUUGAUGAACUGUGAUGUCUUGUUUGGCCUGGUAUCUCCAGUGGUUUGAAAGCGAAUGUUCUUCUAUGGUUAUUGUUUGGUAUUUAAAUGAAUCACCGAUCAGUGAAACACAAGACAACAUUAUGAAAUAAAAUCCAUAAAAAUA
Clupea harengus (Atlantic herring) is the source of this 4136-nucleotide messenger RNA. It is a transcript of the gene crmp1, whose product is annotated as collapsin response mediator protein 1. The record is from RefSeq and is a predicted model, not a curated record. Gene Ontology annotation, molecular function: hydrolase activity, acting on carbon-nitrogen (but not peptide) bonds, in cyclic amides. Gene Ontology annotation, cellular component: cytoplasm; cytosol. NCBI's taxonomy places the organism in Eukaryota, Metazoa, Chordata, Actinopteri, Clupeiformes, Clupeidae.